Molecule: messenger RNA, 1241 nt
Organism: Capsaspora owczarzaki ATCC 30864
Lineage: Eukaryota; Filasterea; Ministeriida; Capsasporidae
Exons: 5
Coding region: 164-1060 (298 amino acids)
Biological process (GO): vesicle-mediated transport; vesicle fusion; intracellular protein transport
Cellular component (GO): membrane; SNARE complex; endomembrane system
Molecular function (GO): SNARE binding; SNAP receptor activity
Source: RefSeq, a predicted model, not a curated record
GUUUUUUUUUCCCCCUCCCCGAUGUUGCGUUGUUCGUCUGUUGUCAAUUAUCCUUGUUGUUCUGCUCUCCACGCUCAUCGAGGUGCAGUAGAGCGCGUUUCUUCACUUGCAUUGGUUGUCUGACCUGUCUCAGUCAUCCAUUUUGGUUUUCUCUUGAGCGACAAUGAGUUUUGGCGAUAGUUUGGGCUCUGGGCGGCAGUUUGGCAGCGCAAGCGGAUCGUUCGGCGGUCCUUCCGGCAGCUCAGGUGCGAUGACGAUGCGUUCCAUGCCGCGCGGUGCAGACGGCGAUUCCAACUAUGUCGCCCUCAACGAGCGAGUGAGCAGCAACAUUACCCAAAUCACCCAGAACGUCAUUUCCCUCCAACGGAUGGUCGGCCUGCUGGGAACGGCCAAGGACACCCCCGAGGUCCGAGAGCGCAUGCACACCGUCCAGAAUGCCACACGACGCCUUGCGCGCGAGGCAGGCCAGAGCAUUCGCCAGCUUGGUCUGAUUGACGGCGGCUCGGCCAACGAGGCACGCAGCCGCAAGCAGCAGCAGCAAAAGCUGUCCUCCCACUUGCAGACGGCCCUGCGCUCGUUUGCCGACGUCGAGAAGCUCGCUGCCUCCAAGGAGAAGGCCGAUGUCGCCAAGCACCGCGCACACUCUAUUGUGCCCGACUCGCACAGCGGCCACCCUGGGUUUGACGAGGAUAUGAGCGAAGACACUCGACUUUUGAAUGAUCGGCAAAACCAGAUUUCGGCACUGGAUAAUGAGGUCGAAUACAACGAGCACCAGAUUGAAGAGCGCGAGCGCGGCAUCAAGGAAAUUGAGUCCACCAUUAUCGAAGUCAACGAAAUCUUCAAGGAUCUUGGUGCCAUGAUCAACGACCAAGGCCAAAUGCUUGAUUCUAUUGAAGGCAACAUUGAUCAGGUGCAUUCCCAUGUCGAGCAAGGCCGCGAGCAACUCGAGAGCGCUGCCACGUACCAGAAAAAGGCGCGAAGCAAGAUGAUUUGUCUGCUUGUGAUUGUUUUGAUCGUUGCCGGUAUUCUCACCGCUGUAUUGGUAACCCAACUCAAGUGAGCGUCGCCUUGGAGCUCGUUACGAUUGAUUGCUUUGAUGACACGACUGCCCCCCUGCUUUGCCACGUUCCGGCUGUUGCUGAGAUGCGAUUGGUGGUUUUUUGCAUAUUUUUUCCCUCUUCUCUUGGUUUCUAUGUGUGUGUUCCUGUGAUGCUGGUUUUAAUACAAGAUUGUAACUGUUU